GAAGCGAACGGCUGCGCUUUACUGCUGCUGAAAGCGGGCAUCCCGCUCUGAAGGCUCGGGUGAGACCGGCCGGACCUUGUUCUUUGGACGAGGAAAACGGGCUUUUUUCCUGGACUAACGGGGGGAGACCCAUUUGCGGGGCCGCCAUGGAGGUGAGCGCCACACGGACGUCGUCGAGCGACAUCGCGGACCUGAACAGUCAAGACGCCCAGACGGUGUGCGAAGCGCUGGGCCGCUACGAGGAAACGCUUCGCGGCGCCGUGAAGGAGAUCCACGUGGAUAUCCAGGUCUUUAAGAACGGCGUGGACCGACAGGUGGCCGAAGUGUUGCGCUUGGCCAACCCGCUAGCCAGCACCGUAGCCGAACUCCAGCAAGAGAACCAGCAGUUGCGGACGCAGGUCGAGCAUUUAGCUCAGCAGGUGGAGAUCCUCAGCCGGGCAGCUGGACUCUCGGACGUCUUGAUUUCCAAGCCGGUAUCCCCGACGGCGGCCGCGGCAUCGCCGAGGCUGGGAAGCAGCAGCAGCAGCAACAGCAGUCGCUUUGCUAGCCACGCUAGACUGUCCCUUUCCAGCAAGAGCCAGAGUUUGGACAUUGAGGAUGAAAAGAACUUUAUGAGCAAAAGAACUCCUGAUUCAGCCAUAACCGAGAAUGGGCAUCAGUUGUCAGGAGAUUCUCCUCUUGAGGCACAUGCUCCAGCCAAGUCUUCGCGGAUGCCCCACCAGCCUGUUACUGCAGUAACCAGAGUAUCGGAAGCAUUUUCAGGAGAAACUGUUGGAUUGCCAGUUGUGCCAAACUCUCCCGGUGGGCAGCAGAGCGAUGCUCAUAAUGAGGCUGUGUCUAAAACAUUGAUUCAGUCAGAUAUAAAAGGUGCUAGCAGUUCGACCCUGAGCACUGCGAAGAACUGGAAUGUGAGUUCAGUGAGGACAACAAAUGCUUCCUUUACUUCAGAUAAAUUUUCUUCGGGGACAAAAUCCACAUCGACUGUAAACUAUGGAAGCCAAUCUAGUGAAAGUGUCGCCACAAGCCAACAAACCCAGGCUUCAAAGUCCCACUCUUCACCUUCUUCAGUCCAUCGACAAGUGGAAAAGCGAAGGGAGCUGGUGAGAUCUCAGACCCUGCCCCGGACCUCAGAAACUCAAUCUAGAAGAGCACUCUUUGAGAAGUUCGAGCAGGAUGCUGGAAAGGGGAAGAGUGUGGGCCGGACCAAACUCAAGAGAUCCCAGAGUUUUGCAGUUGCCAGUGCCAGCAGCAUCAAGCAAAUCCUCUUGGACUGGUGCCGGUCCAAAACUAUUGGCUACAAGCACAUAGAUCUGCAGAACUUCUCCUCUAGCUGGAAUGAUGGGAUGGCUUUCUGUGCACUGGUGCACUCUUUCUUCCCCGAAGCAUUUGAGUACCACACGUUGGACCCCACCAAGCGCAAGGAGAACUUUGAACUGGCAUUCACAACAGCUGAAAAAAUGGCCAACUGUGACCGCUUGAUUGAAGUGGAGGACAUGAUGCUGAUGGGCCGCAAACCAGACCCGAUGUGUGUCUUCACCUAUGUGCAGUCUCUCUACAACCAUCUUCGGCGCUUUGAAUGAAUCCAGGAAGGCCAUGACUCUUAGAAUGGGACUGCUCCACAACUGCUUUUGUGCUAAUGUUUGGUGCUGCUAUACAGCUGCUUGCCAUCCCUGCCGAGGGAAGUCCCAGGCUGCUGGACACAGCCACAAGCCAAAGAGAAAGAAAAGAUAAAAACAGUCAAGAUUCCUGGGCAGCUAGAGCUCUUGCUGAAAAAAGAUAAAGGGCUAGCAGUUCCUUCCUUGUUCUCUCUAGGCAGCUGUGAAUAGAGAUUCUUGUUCCAAGAAUUUUCUUUUAACUGUAUGUGCAAGCUGACUUGACCAAAUUGACCUAGAAGGAUAAUUCAAGCAUGAUCUCCCCUCCUCCUC
Protobothrops mucrosquamatus (brown spotted pit viper) is the source of this 1925-nucleotide messenger RNA. It is a transcript of the gene SMTNL2, whose product is annotated as smoothelin like 2. Lineage: Eukaryota; Metazoa; Chordata; Lepidosauria; Squamata; Viperidae. The record is from RefSeq and is a predicted model, not a curated record. The transcript has 9 exons. Gene Ontology annotation, biological process: positive regulation of vasoconstriction; actin cytoskeleton organization. The coding region runs from base 147 to 1580 and encodes 477 amino acids. Gene Ontology annotation, molecular function: protein phosphatase 1 binding; tropomyosin binding. Gene Ontology annotation, cellular component: filamentous actin; I band; microtubule organizing center.